AUGACAGUGAUGGUGAAUUCAAUGGAUAAAAGCUACACUGAGCAAGGCACCAACUGUGAUGAAGCUUUCUCUUUUAUGGACACGCACAAUCUAAAUGGCAGAUCUGUGUCGUCACCAUCUUCAUUCACAAUGAAAACAAACACUCUAAGUACAACCGUGCCCAACUCAUACUACCCAGAUGAAAACCACACGAACAGCGAGACAAGCAGCUUAGCCCAGUCCCAUACAUACAAGAAACGGGAGGCAGCUGAUGUUCCCUACCAGACAGGCCAGCUUCACCCAGCCAUCCGGGUAGCUGACUUGCUGCAGCACAUCACACAGAUGAAAUGUGCUGAAGGCUACGGAUUCAAAGAAGAGUAUGAA
Messenger RNA from Staurois parvus, 363 nucleotides. Lineage: Eukaryota; Metazoa; Chordata; Amphibia; Anura; Ranidae. The record is from the annotation of a GenBank genome assembly.